CUUUUUGUGGUCACUGCAUAAUUGUCAUCUCUAACUGAAGCGCGUAGAUUUGUACAAAUCGUUGUACCUUUUGUGUUAACUUUUUAAUGAAUUCACCGGCUCACCGUGGACGUGGGCGCGGGGGUGGCGGCUAUCGGCCAUACUUUUAUUUCCGCCGAAAGGGCCGAGUUAUCCCAGCUGGCGGGAAGCGCCAGCAGGGCCAAGAGGCUGGCACGAGCGCUGAUGCGGCAGAAAGCCGCCCGCCUCCGGCAAGAGGAUGGAAUCGUCCGGCCAGUAAGCGCGGUCGCGACGCCAACAUAGACUGCAGUUUUCUGCGGCCCGAGAACUAUGCAGCGCCUGAGGAUGGGCUGCAAGUGCAGAGCAUAGCGGUUGACAAUCCCAAGGCCUGUCCCGGCUGGCGUUUGUACUUUCUGCGCGACACCUACACGGAGGACAGUGACCUGGCUAAGCGCAUCAUGGCCGUGGAGGCCCACUACCAGCGCAAUCCGCAAAAGUACGACUUUGUGCGGAUACGAGAGCAGGGAUUCUUCAAGCUGCCCGCCCUCGGCAUCGUCCACGACGAGCAGUUGAAGAAGGCCUGGCCUCAGCUGACGGAGGAUCUGCGCGAUCAUCCGCUGCGCACCCUGUCCACCCUGGCCGUGGCCAUGCACACGGUGGUGAUCAAUCACAACCUGGACACGAUUGACACGUCAGCGACCUGCUUCGCGUCCACCCUGGAGCAGUAUGUGCCUCCUCCGGGCCGCAUCCGCAAAAUUUACGUGCGCCCCGAGGAUUUUACGCCAGUGGAGCUAACCACCGGCAUUAGUCACGACCGCGUGGACACGCUGUUCUCGGUGCGCGGCAUUGUGAGCAGCGUGGGUGAACCGACGUACAGCAUAGCCUGGCAGUCCUUCCGCUGCUCCCGCUGCCAGGCGGAGCAGGCGAUGCGUCAGCGCGGCACCUUCCAGCCCCGUCCCUACCACUGCAAGCAGGCGCAGUGCGUGGCCAAGGAUAGCUUUGUGCCCCUUCGGAGCUCGCCGUACACGCGCAUCUCGGCCAAGCAGAUCGUACGCCUGGAGGAGUCCAGUCUGUCGCUAAUCGCGGACUAUGACAGCAUACUGCCUGGGGAGAUGGAUGUGGAGCUGCGCCACGAUCUGGUGGACUGCGUCCACGUGGGCCAGGAGAUAGUCGUCAACGGGGUGCUCAAGCUGCGCGAUCUUUGCGAAGAUAUGACCACCGGAACUGGAGCUGGAACUUCCAACGAGAUGAAGGCCUACCUCAAGGCAGCGAGCAUCCAGGAUGCGCGCCACAAGAAGCGAGAGUUCAGCGAGCGCGACUUGGAGGCCAUUGCCAUGGUCAAUGCGGAUCCGAACAGCUUCAAGCUGCUGGUGCAGUCCCUGGCGCCCGAGGUGCAUGGCCACGAGCUACCCAAGGCCGCCUGUCUGCUCUCGUUGCUUGGAGGCACCAACGGUGGGGUCAAUGUGCUGCUUGUGGGCGAUCCCGGCAUCGGCAAGUCAAAGAUACUGCAAAACUGCGCCCAAAUCACGGAGAGAGGAUCGCACAUAAGCGGGAAACGCGGCGCCCAGUCCGCCCAGAGGCUGGGCCCGACCUUCACAGGGCGAAACAAGCGCGUGCUCCAGGCCGGGGCCCUCAUGACGGCAAGCAGUCUCGGCCACUGCACCCUGGACGAUGUGGACAAGCUGGCCUCGAAGCAGGCCGUGCUCCUGCAGUGCAUGCAGUCGGGGGAGAUCAAUAUGCCGCUGCCGGGCGCCUUCUCCACGUUCCUGGCCCGGCCCUCGAUCAUUGCCUCUGCCAAUCCUCAGCGGGGACAGUACGAUGAGGGGCGCUACCUGCUGCAGAACAUCCACAUCGUGCCCUCCCUGCUCAAGGAGUUCCAUCUGGUGUAUGUCCUGCUGGACAAGCCCUCGGCCGAGCGCGACAUAUCGCUGACGGCUCAUGUGCGCGCCCUCCACGCAGGAGCCAAGAAGCGGGCCCAGAUUGCGGCGCGCUAUGCGCUUAAGCCCAAGACCAGCCACUCCAUGUGCGAGGGCACCUUCUACGAGGCGAGGGCCGAUGACGACGCUGACAACGACAGCAUCAUGGAACAGGACUACGAUCUGGACAAGCGUCUCGAGCUGCUGGGGGAGGAUGCCGAACUGGAUCUCCUGCCACCCAUACUGAUCAAGAAAUUCCUGGCCUAUGCACGCCAGAAUGUGCAUCCGCUGCUGAGCGAUGCGGCCAGCCGCUCCAUCGAGCGAUUCUUCAUGGAGCUGCGCGAAGGCGGCCGUACGGGAGGGGAGGCCGCCUAUGCCGAGCAGAGUCAGAUCGGAUCGGGGCAACUUCUCGGCCUGAUUCACCUAUCUGAGGCACGAGCGCGCCUGGACUUGUCCAACGUGGUCACUCCGCAACACGUGCGUGAUGUAAUCGCCCUGCUAACCGAGAGCAUCACCCAGACCAGUCUCAAGGCGGAGGGCUGCGGGGGAAGGGGACGCCGCUCGAGCAAAGUGCCCGCCGCUGGAGGAGGCGGAAGAGCCUCUCAACUGCGCAACUUUGUGCACAUGAUGCAGUUGCGCGCCGUGGCGCUGGGAAGGCGCAUCUUCGAGUUCGAGGAGCUGAAGGAGAUUGGGACGCGGGCGGGCGUCUUGACGGGCAUUAGCCAGCUGGUGGAGAUAGCCAACAUGGGCGGACAUUUGCUCAAGAAGGGCGCAAACAUGUACGAAGUGGUUCCGGACUAGACAAAUGGCAGUGUCAAUAUUGGACCCAAGUCCAUACCUUUUUGUCUGUUUUGUCAGUACUGCGAUUCAGUAUUUAUUCAAGUUGAUGCAACAAGUCUGCGGCUGGACAGACUCGCUUCUAAGUAGAACUCUCGUUAAAUGUUUACGCUCUUGUCAAGUUGCCGUGUAAAAUUGUUAAGAUUACGACACGGUUCAGUAGCCCCCGAUUGGCUUAUCAAAUGGGGUUCCCUUGCCUAGUUGCUACUAUCCGAAAUUUCCAUAAAUUAUGCCUCAUCCAUAUCGAGAACUUUUAUUUGUCUUUUAUUCUGUGGAAAUCUGAAGUUUUGUUGUAUACUUUUGAGGGGAACAAGAAAUAAACUGAGUAGAAUCAGCUCUCAGAAUCAGAAUUAGUUAAGUGAAAUUCAAAUGUAUUAACUAUAUGAAUAUAUAUAUAUCUAUUAGUAUAAUUUGCUAUUAAUAUAUACCUAAUAUAAGUAUGUAAAACUCCUAUAUUUGAUAUUUCUGCAUAACCAGAGGGAUACAAAAAUAAGAAAUCAUAGACAAAUGCCUCUGUUUACAAAGAUAUAUCUCGUAUAUACCGAAGAUUUUCUUUCUUGGUAUUUGAUAAUUCCCUUUUUUCAUCUCUCUGCUGAAAUUUGGAAGAUUUCCUAAAAUAAUUAUCACAGUUCCAGCGACAUGUUUGAUCAUUCUCCUGAAUAGCUUUUCCUAAUUGGAACUUACACACUUACUUACCAAUACAAAUGGACUUCCUUUAAAAGUCUUCAGACUUACGCGGGCGUAGAUUGUCAUCUCUUGGAGAUCUUUGUUAGUCCAUUGUAAGUUAACAGUGAUGAAUGAUGGAAAACUCCGUUGUAAUUGGUUUCAUUUAAUACUUUAUUAUCUGGUAUUCAUUAAACUACAUAUAAUGUAAUAAGUUUUUCAUAAAUAAAUACUCAAAACAUUUGCUGUAUCAGUUUGAAAUGCUCGUCGUUUGAUUUCCGCGUGUCCUUCGGUCCUUUGUCUUUCUUUAUCUUAUGUCUUAUGUGUCCUGGGUAUCCUAAAGUAAAGUAUGUAUGUAUGUAUAUGUCUUGCCUGCUCUGAAUGCAUUACAUCUACAUAUUUAUGUUUGUAUGUAUGUGGUAGUCGUCGCAGUAGUAACUAUUUGAAAAGCUCUGGUGUUUUGGGGUUACACUAGAGUGGGGGUGCAGGGUGAAGGGUGGAGGGGAGGCGCCUUAAGCGU
Drosophila obscura is the source of this 3933-nucleotide messenger RNA. RefSeq names its product DNA replication licensing factor REC (gene rec). Gene Ontology annotation, molecular function: single-stranded DNA binding; ATP binding; single-stranded DNA helicase activity. The transcript has 2 exons. Lineage: Eukaryota; Metazoa; Arthropoda; Insecta; Diptera; Drosophilidae. Gene Ontology annotation, cellular component: MCM complex; nucleus. The coding region runs from base 87 to 2714 and encodes 875 amino acids. The record is from RefSeq and is a predicted model, not a curated record.